AUGGACUACUUCCGCCAGAUCUCCUCGGCGUUGGCCAAAGGCGGCGGCCCUCUUCCGGGGAUCACGAUCGGUGAAGAGGUGUCAUCAUUCACAGGAAAGACAAUAUGGACGCUGUACGAUGGCGUGCGCAAGGAAGACCAGCUUCCAGUGAGCGUGUUUGUGUUUGACCCGUCGCGCGCGUCGCAGGUGCAGGUCGCGAUGGCGCAGAAUGCCGUGCGCAAGCUCCGAUCUGUGCGGUUUCCGUACGUGCUCAAAUUCCUGGACAUGGCCGAGUCGCAGGGGUCGGUCUACAUGGCUGUCGAGCGCGUCACGCCCUUUACGCAGGUGCUUGAGACGUGGCGCGAGGGCACGCGCGAUGCGGCGAGUGCCGCAUGGGUCGCGUGGGGCAUCAGCCAUGUCGCGAGUGCUGCUGCGUUCCUGCACACGCAGGUGCGCGCGAUCCACGGCAAUAUUCAGGCGUCGAGUAUCUUUCUGUCGCCGGCCGGCGAAUGGCUCCUGGGCGGCUUUGAAACGCUGACGUCUCUUGACAAUGCAACCUUUCUCGCACAGUAUGGUGGGCAGCCGCCGAACGCGCGUGAUUUUGCAGCGCCCGAGGUCGCAGGCGGCUGGGGGCGCAUCGCCGAGCUGCCGAUCCAUGCCGUGGACUCGUAUGCGAUUGCGCUGCUUGCACUCGAGGCAUGCAACGACAAGAUUCCCACCAACCUGCGUGCGUUCCCGGCCGGGCGUGUGCCUGCGCCGCUCUAUCCGCUGCUGAAGCAGAUGGUCGUCGCCGAGCCGACGGCCCGCCUGUCCGCUGCCCAGCUCGUCGAGGCCGGUCAGAAGCCCAACGGGUUCCUCACGACCAACGAGCUGGUACGUGCGAGCUCGAUGGUCGAAGAGUUCCGUGUCGCCGACCCUAUGCAGAAGGAGGCGAUCCUCGCCGAGCUCGAGAGACUACAGCCGCGGCUCCUGCCGACCUUUUCGCAGUUCAAGGUGCUGCCGGUGCUGGUCGAGGCAUUCCGCAGCAAGCCUGUUGCAAAUGGGCUUAAUGACGGCCUCGAGCUCUCGACGCGUGUCCUGCUUCCACUGAUGCUGCGGCUGGGCGAAGGAUUGUCGGACGCACGCUGGAAGCUGGCACUCGGCACGCCGAUCGUCGAUGCGUUUGCCACGACUUACUCGCCGAUGCGCGCCGCCCUCCUUACGCAUAUGAAUCUCUAUGCAGAGCACCUCGAUGCACGCGCAGUCUCGGGGCGUGUAUGGCCGGCCAUCUCGUCAUGGUUCGAGGACCCCCACGAGGUGGUCCGUGCCGCGGUCUUGCAGAGCAUCCCCUUGCUUGUGCCGAAACUGAGUGACCGGGCGCUGAACAACGAUCUGCUGCGCCAGCUCGCCAAGACCCAGGUCGAUCCCCAGCCGGCGUUGCGUAUCGAGACGACCAAGCUGCUCGGCAAGCUCACACCGCACCUCACGAUGGCAACACGCGCCAAUGUCUUGGUCCCUGCAUUUGCACGCAGCCUCAAGGAUAACUAUGAGCACGCGCGCCUUGCCGGUGUCGAUGCAUUCCGUUCGAACCAGGACUCGUUCGAUGCGGAAGCGUCAGCGCGCCAUGUCUUGCCUGCCUUGUCGCCGUGCUUGGUCGACAAGAACGGUGAUGUGCGCGAGUCGGCUAUGGCCACCUUGCAGGCAUACCUCGACAAAAUCAAGCUGCACACGGCAGGACAGUCAAGUGUCACGACCGAGCUGCCGCGCGGCCCGACGAUGCCGGCCACGUCGGCUGCCGCCGCGAGUGAGCCGCGCUCGGGCUUUUCGUCUUUCUUGUCGGCAACCGCCGGCAGUGCCGCCUCGGCGCUGAGCGACUGGGCCAUGGCCCAGAUCGAGGACGACGAGCGGGCGGCGACUGCACCUGCGGUACCAGAGCCUCUCGCACCGCCCACGCCUACCAUGUCGGCGCCGGCGACGCCGGUGAUUGUGUCGCCGCCCGCUAGCGGACGCAGCACGCCGUCAACGACCGACCGCAGCAUGAGUCUCGGAAAGAAACCGGCACAGCCGCUUGCCCAGGCCUUCCAGGCGCAGCCUAAGGUUUCUAUGGCCGGACUUCAGCCCAACUUCAAGAGUGCGCCGUCCGUGCGUCCAGCGCCGGCUGUGCGCCCCGCUCCGGCACCUGCGGUGCGCCCUGCGGUGCGCCCCGCCGCGCCUGCUGCGGCUCCUCGUCCUCCUGCCCCUACUCCCCGCCCUACUCCUGCCCCUGCCCCCACCCCGCGCCCGUCAGCCCCCGCAGCACCGGUUCCUGCGCCGCCCAAGUCGACCACCAAUGCGGCAGCCAAGGAGAAGAUGGCGCAGCUCCAGCGGAUGCGUGAAGAGCGCCUUGCGGUACGUCUCUCUACUAACUCAGCGUAA
Molecule: messenger RNA, 2373 nt
Organism: Malassezia japonica
Lineage: Eukaryota; Fungi; Basidiomycota; Malasseziomycetes; Malasseziales; Malasseziaceae
Gene: CEX1
Product: Nuclear aminoacylation-dependent tRNA export pathway component
Exons: 2
Coding region: 1-2373 (790 amino acids)
Biological process (GO): tRNA export from nucleus; protein phosphorylation
Cellular component (GO): cytoplasm
Molecular function (GO): protein kinase activity; ATP binding
Source: RefSeq, a predicted model, not a curated record